UGGGGCAGUGCGCAUGCGCAGACUCAGCUGUGUCAGGCGCAGUAGUGGAGCUACUGGAGCUCGAGGUGACUCUCUGUGAGGUUCUGUGUGUUUCUGUGGUUCUGAGACCCGCGCGCGGUUCCGCUGCUUCUCUACAGAACCGAGGGAGGAGAACCUCUCAGACCAGCGAGGAACCCGAGGAACAUCCCGCUGUGCAGAGCGCGAGAGGAGAACCAGAAUCUGAGCAGGGUGCUGGGUGGUGAUUGGUGGGUGGUGUGAGUGAUGGGGGAUGAGUACUACAGUGUUCUGGGUGUUGCGCGGAACGCGUCUCCAGACGAUAUUAAGAAAGCGUACAGGAAACUGGCGUUAAAGUGGCAUCCAGAUAAAAACCCGGAGAAUAAAGAGGAGGCUGAGAGGAGGUUUAAGGUGAUCUCUGAGGCGUAUGAAGUUCUAUCAGACGAGAACAAGCGCAGCGCCUACGACAGAUACGGAAAAGAGGGCCUGACUGGAGGAGGAGCACGAGGACAUUAUGACAACCACUUUGGCGGUGGAUUCACAUUCCGUAAUCCUGAAGACGUCUUCAGGGAAUUCUUCGGUGGCAGAGACCCGUUCGCAGAUUUCUUCGGAGACGACCCCUUUGACCCGUUUGAAAACUUCUUCGGAGGGCGUCGGCCGAGGAGCAUGAGGAGCCACCCUGGAGGAUUCUUCGGCGGGUUCGGGGGCUUCCCACCAUUCGGGGGAGGAUUCGCUGCCUUUGAACCAGGGUUCACCCCCUUCGGGCCGAUGGGAGGAGGAAACUUCACCUCCUUCUCCUCUUCUUCGUUUGGGGGAGGAGGAGUAGGAAUGGUGGGAGGAGGAGGAGGAGGAGGAGGAGGAGGAGGAGGGAUGGGAAAUUUCCGCUCCGUCUCCACCUCCACCAAAUUCAUCAACGGCAGGAGGAUCACCACCAAACGCAUCGUGGAGAACGGUCAGGAGCGAGUGGAGGUCGAGGAGGACGGGCAGCUGAAGUCUCUCACAGUCAACGGUAGGGAGCAGCUCCUGAGACUGGAGCACCACUGACCAUCUCCCCCAAACCCCACCCUCACCUCCACCUCCUUACAGCUACAGCUUCCUGUACGGUAAACUCCAACCAAAACCCGAACCCGAAUCUGUUCCCCUGCCUUCAGAGAGAGAGAGAGAGAGAGACACACACGAUCCAGAGCGACAGCAGCAGCAUUUUCUCUCUAUUUCUCUAUAUAUUUACACCUAGUCUAGCUCACUCGCCCUCUGAGCCGAGAGGCGUCUGUGUGCCUGUAGGUGGCGCUGUCAUUCCCCUGAGGUCAGGGUGCUUUUAUUAUUAUUCCAGACUGGAGCUUUAAUGGUACUUUUUUUUUUUUUUGGUUUGUUUUUUCAAUUUUUUUUUUUUGCGAACAUUCCUUUACUAUUCUAGAGCCGGAGAACCUCAGUGGGCAACUGUGUAUAUUUUCCUUUGCUGCCUUUGGAGUGUUUUUCUCUUUCUUUUCUAUUAUCUUCUUUUCUUUAAUUUUAUUUCCUGCAAGUGCACAAUUGCCUCAAUCUCUCAAGCACAGCUGGCUGUACACCAGAACCUGCUGAGCAUGAUCCUCAUGCUCCUCGUUCAUCUUUCAUCUCAGACGGGAAUCGGGAGUUAUCUCUCAGAGUGAAAAGUCUCAAUCCUUAAUCUCCUGUUUAACUGUAAUAUUAAUAUAGAGUAUAAUAUUUAAUAUAAUGCACACCGAUUAAGCAUUAUAACAUUUUGCACACUUGUUUCCACCACAUACUUUUUAUUUUACACACUUAUUAUCUUUAUUAUACUUAUUAUCCUCCUUUCACCCUGUUCUUCAAUAUUCACAGAACCCCACAAAGGAGAAAAACACAGAGAUACAGCUAUUAAACUAUAAAAAGCUACAUUUUAUGGCAAUAAAUCUUAUUUUUUUCUUAUUUUCUAAGACUUUUUGUAUUACUAAGCAUUGUGUAAGUGUUAGAUUAUUUUAGGAAUAAUUUCCUUUCUUACUGAGAAUAUUCACAUUAUUUGAAGUAAUUAAAACUCAAAAUUAGCACAAAAAAAACAUAUAUAUUCUUGUUGCAAUUUAACUAUUUGUUUUAUUUGCUUUAAAACAGGUUUAAAUAGGUUAUUAAAAAAGUACAAUUUAAAAAAAAAAAGAAAGAAAAAGAAAAAGGUUGGCAGCUCUUCAGUUCACAUACAGUAUAUACCAAUACACACAAUACAAAAUACAAUGAAUUUUUAUCUUAGAGAAUUACAGAUCCAUAUAUCUUUAACACACUAUCUGCACAGUCCAAACUUCAUUGAUUUUUCCUUGAUUUACGACUUAUUUUGAGAUUUUUGAGUUUUUUUUUAGAAAGGAAGAUUCCUACGAAAAAUUUGCUUUUCACAUUGGCAGAUCAUUUUGCUUAAGAUAAGGAAAUACAGCUCUGGAAAACAUAAAACAUUAGGAGAGCACUUCAGUUUCUGAAUCAGUUUCUCUGAUUUUGCUAUUUAUAGGUUUAUGUUUGAGUAAAAUGAACAUUGUUGUUUUAUUCUAUAAACUACAGACAACAUUUCUCCCAAAUUCCAAAUAAAAAUAUUCUCAUUUAGAGCAUUUAUUUACAGAAAAUAAGAAACGGCUGAAAUAACAAAAGAUGCAGAGCUUUCAGACCUCAAAUAAUGCAAAGAAAACAAGUUCAUAUUCAUAAAGUUGAGAAAUCACAAUUUUCAUGCAUCUCAGCAUAAUGUUCUCUUCCUCCUCCACCAGUCUUACACACUGCUUUUGGUGGAUAACUUUAUGCUGCUUUACUUAUUUUACUGGUGCAAAAAUUCAAGCAGUUCAGUUUGGUGGUUUGAUGGCUUGUGAUCAUCCAUCUUCCUCUUGAUUAUAUUCCAGAGAUUUUCAAUUUGGUAAAAUCAAAGAAACUCAUAAUUUUUAAGUGGUCUCUUAUUUUUUUUUCAGAGCUGUAUAUCUAAAUUUGAAUAUAUAUUUCGUCUAGUCAGCAGUGCUGCUGGAGUUUUUUCAAACACUGUGUUUAAUCAUCAGUCACUGUCCUCCAUUGUCCUCUAUUACACACUCCUACCUACAGCUGAAACACCUUAAUAAUUAUAAUAAAUUAAUAAUAAUAAUAAUACUAAUACUAAUAACUGUAUCUCUGUGGUGGUUUUAUCCCCUAUGGGAUUCUAAGUAUUAAAGAACAGGGUGAAGAACAGGUGAAUAAUAAUAAAUAAUAUUAUAUAGAGAAACAGGAACAGGACUACAGUUCUCCUAUAUGAUCAAUAGAGCUAAUCUAAUUGGUAAUUGGUGUAGAAACAAGGAGGUGGUCAUAAUGUUAUGCUUAAUUGCUGCAAAGCAAGAUUUUACCUAAUUUUCUAACUGCUGUAGUAAAUAGGUACCAUGUUGAUGCUGUUAGUUUGAUGAUAAUAAUAUUAAUAAUAUAAAUUAAUAGUAUUAAUACGCGUUAUUUGCAUUGCUUUCUGUUGGUCUGUUCAUUUGAUUUCCUCACCUCUGCAUGACCGCCUGAGACUCGGCUUCUCAUGUAGACUCUUGUGAUCGUUGCACAACCACCAGCUCGGACUCGAGACUUCCUCUCACCACUAAUGACUCUACAUGUACAUAUAUAUAUAUAUAAACAUAUAUAAAUAUAAAUAUAUAUGUGCAGAUGAUUUUUUUGUGUGUACUUUGUAAGGAAAUUAAAUGAAAAAAAAAAAAUUCAGGUUCAAUAAAUUUGAUUUCCACCCUGUUUGGGGGGGGAAAUGAUCUCACGAU
Molecule: messenger RNA, 3731 nt
Organism: Astyanax mexicanus (Mexican tetra)
Lineage: Eukaryota; Metazoa; Chordata; Actinopteri; Characiformes; Acestrorhamphidae
Gene: dnajb6b
Product: DnaJ heat shock protein family (Hsp40) member B6b
Exons: 8
Coding region: 262-1038 (258 amino acids)
Biological process (GO): positive regulation of proteasomal ubiquitin-dependent protein catabolic process; protein refolding
Cellular component (GO): endoplasmic reticulum membrane; cytosol
Molecular function (GO): Hsp70 protein binding; ATPase activator activity
Source: RefSeq, a predicted model, not a curated record